GUGUGGGUGUUUUAGUUUUGACUCGACUCUUCCAGAGGACAGAGCCCAGAAUCAGAGAAAAAGAGUAGGGAAAGGCACCCACGCACUCUCUCUCUCUCUCUCUUUCAGUUUGACCUCAAGGCUUUGUUCACAGCAAAACAGGGAAAAGAAUCAAUCAAAUAUAUUCAAAAAGAAGCAAACUUUCUCAGUCAACAAACUACAACCAAAAAAGAACGAGUCUUUUCAUCUCUGAGAUAAAAUGGGGGUUCUUGAAUUCAAUUUGGGAAGCUCUUGCUGAUUUUUGGAGUUGGAGUGGGUUUUUGGUCAUCUGGGUUUGUAAGUUUUUAGUGGAAAUUCGAGUCUUGGUGGUGAGACGGUUAGAGAUUUGUGGGAGUCUAGUUGUUUCUGUGAAAAGGGCAUAGUGCUGAUUGCUGAAGGAGGGUUUAUCUUCUGGGAAUUGAGAUUCGGGCUGGGUGUGAUUUGUGGUGUUAGGCUAGCGAGAGUCUGGGUUCAGUUUUCAGAUGAGAAUGGGGGUUUGUGGCCCCCUUGUUGCUUUGUUUUCAGAAAGGCAGACAUAAAAGGUUCUGGGGUUCUUUUUGUUAAUCAUCAUACCUGAGUGUUUUCGCCACUACUUUGGGAGUCUUUGAUACUUGUGUUGUGCUUUUUGGAGGGCGACAUUUUGUUUGGUGUAUAAAUUAUGUUAAGACAGAUAUUAAGUAAGGUUUCCCGGAAGUCUUCUAAGCAUUCUGAAAGUCGGGAUGGAGGCCAUACAUUGUAUUCGAAUGCUCCCAACUAUUCGAAAAGUGGUGAGCUAGGGACUAGCAAGUCUGGUAAUGUGAUCUCAUCUGUACCAGCCGGUAGUUUUGUUUCAGAUGUUGGGAAAAGUAAUGGCAACAAGAAUGCAAAGGGUGUGAAUUUGAAGUUGAAUGGCUUUGUGGCGUCUUCUUCUUAUGAAGCAUUGCCUGGAUUUAGAGAUGUUCCCAGUUCUGAGAAGCAGAGCUUAUUGGUCCGAAAGCUAAACCUGUGCUGUGUUAUAUUUGACUUCACGGACCCAACUAAGCACCUGAAAGAAAAAGAGAUCAAGCGCCAAACACUGUUGGAAGUAGUGGAUUAUGUGACUUCAGCAAAUGGUAAAUUUUCAGAAACUGUAAUGCAAGAGGGUAUUAAAAUGGUGUCUGCAAAUUUGUUUAGGUCAUUCUCUCCGCAGCCACGGGAGAACAAGGUGGUAGAUGGCUUUGACUUGGAAGAGGAGGAGCCUUCAAUGGAUCCUGCUUGGCCUCACUUGCAAAUAGUUUACGAGUUCUUGUUAAGAUUUGUCGCAUCACCUGAGACGGAUGCAAAAUUAGCUAAAAGAUAUGUUGAUCACUCAUUCAUUCUUAAGUUGCUUGAUCUUUUUGACUCCGAAGAUCCUAGAGAGAGGGAGUAUUUGAAAACAAUUCUGCACAGAACUUAUGGAAAAUUUAUGGUGCAUCGCCCUUUCAUCAGGAAGGCUAUCAACAACAUCUUUUAUAGUUUUAUCUUUGAGGCUGAGAAACAUAAUGGGGUGUCUGAACUCCUAGAAAUUUUGGGCAGUAUUAUAAAUGGAUUUGCUCUGCCACUGAAAGAAGAACAUAAGUUGUUCCUUGUUCGGGCUCUAAUUCCCUUGCAUAAGCCAAAAUAUCUAGCAAUGUACCAUCAACAGCUAUCCUAUUGCAUUACGCAAUUUGUAGAAAAGGAUUGCAAGCUUGCUGAUACUGUCAUAAGGGGUUUAUUGAAGUACUGGCCGGUCACCAACAGUUCAAAGGAAGUAUUGUUUCUUAGCGAGCUGGAGGAGGUUUUAGAAGCAACUCAGCCAUCUGAAUUCCAGCGCUGCAUGGUUCCCUUAUUCCGCCAGAUUGCUCUUUGUUUGAACAGUUCUCACUUUCAGGUGGCAGAGAGGGCUCUGUUUCUGUGGAACAACGAUCACAUUGAGAACUUGAUCAAACAGAAUCGUAAGGUUUUACUGCCCAUUAUGUUCUCUGCAUUGGAGAAAAAUGCUAGAAACCAUUGGAAUCAAGCUGUUCAUAGCUUGACCUUAAAUGUCCGCAAAAUUUUCUAUGAUCUUGAUCCCGAGCUGUUCAACGAAUGCUUAGAGGAGUUCAAAGAAGAUGAGUCGAAGGAGGAUGAGGUAAAAGCACGACGUGAGGCCACAUGGAAACGUUUGGAAGAAGUUGCUGCAAAGAAGGCUUUGAGCAACGAACCUGUGCUUGUUCGUGGCAGAGCACCUCUGCGCACUGCUUCACGUUAGCUGGAGAGACUGUUGACAAUUCAAUGACAUCAAUAUUUUUUGGGUUGAAACGGGAUUGGUUCAGGUGGAAUACUCAUGCUUUGUUAAUUGCUAUAUGUAUGAUGUAGUUUUAGGAAAGGUAGGUUCUGGCAGAUAACCAGUCUUCAAGAAACUUCUGUCUGCCGCGUUGAUUUGUUUCAUUUCUAAGUUAUUUUGUAGCUGUUCUUUGUCGUAAAAUUAUAUACAGGAGUCUGCAAUUCUGGAAUGCAAAGCAUGAUUAUUCAAUCGCUA
This is a messenger RNA of Rosa chinensis, 2515 nucleotides long. Its product is annotated as serine/threonine protein phosphatase 2A 57 kDa regulatory subunit B' theta isoform. The record is from RefSeq and is a predicted model, not a curated record. The transcript is spliced from 3 exons. Gene Ontology annotation, molecular function: protein phosphatase regulator activity. NCBI's taxonomy places the organism in Eukaryota, Viridiplantae, Streptophyta, Magnoliopsida, Rosales, Rosaceae. Gene Ontology annotation, biological process: signal transduction. The coding region runs from base 677 to 2245 and encodes 522 amino acids. Gene Ontology annotation, cellular component: protein phosphatase type 2A complex.